Molecule: messenger RNA, 2699 nt
Organism: Gadus morhua (Atlantic cod)
Lineage: Eukaryota; Metazoa; Chordata; Actinopteri; Gadiformes; Gadidae
Exons: 4
Coding region: 1949-2626 (225 amino acids)
Source: RefSeq, a predicted model, not a curated record
GAUGGAUCUCGGAUGUACAACAAGAGACAGUUCUGUCUGUAUUGCGGGUCUUCUUUCCUAAAAAUCGUGAAGCAUUUGGAGCGUAAACACAAAAAGGAGCUGGAGGUAGCAAAAGCACUUAGUUUCCCAAAGGGCUCAAAACAAAGACGCGUGCACUUAGAAUGUCUCAGAAACAAAGGUAAUUUUGCACAUAAUGCUGAAGUUUUGAAAACGGGCACAGGAAAACUGGUUGCACGCAAGCAGCCAAGAGAAGAAUCCCAAGCACAAGACUACAUGCACUGUCUCUACUGUCAAGGGUUAUUUAUGAAACGUACAAUGUGGAGACAUUUUCAGAUUUGCAAAUUCAAACCUGUCGAUCCCAAACCGGGAAAAACUAGAGUCCAAGCCCUCUGUGCCUUUGCAGAACCCACACCUGCUGGAGUUUCGGAAGAGCUAUGGAAACUGGUGAACAACAUGAACCAGGAUGCUGUUGCACAUGCAGUCAGAAAUGACUGGUCAGUGUUUCCCCUACCAUUGUUCAGGCCUGGCGGGUUGCCAGGCCAACGAGCACCCCCGCCAGGCCAACAACCGGCCAAAAAAAAUAAAAUAAUUUAACAAUUUUAAAAAAAUUAAAAAAAAAAAUAAAUUAAAAAAAAAUUAAAGAAAAUGCGGUGUUGCGCGUGCGCAGAUGAUGCCCCAUCAUAACGGACAAUCUGACAGCAUUAAGUAAUAUCAUCAUUAGCAUGGCACCACCAAAAAAACGUAAAAGGGAUGAAGGACAAAAAGGUAUUUCAAGGUUCUUCCUAAACACGGUGCCAAACGAGAGUACAGGUGGGGAAGAAGGGCGAGUGACAGGUGUGGAGGAACAAGUCAGAGGGGCAGAGGGAGGAGAUCAUUAUCUCCUCCCAACACUUGUCAGUGUUGAAUCAUUAUCAACCUGUGAUGGCUAAGCAAGUGUUUUAUAUGGAAAUAACCAACAAAUACUCUAGCAUCCCGUGAAAAAUGUAUAACAAAUCACACUAUCAGCUCUUACCACCGGGCCUAAAAAAAAGUCUAGGGGAAACACUGCUGGUGCAUCAUGGAGAUGGGGAAGCACCUCUACAACAAGCAUGGAUUUGAAGUUGAUAAGCACGAAUAUAUCCGGCAAGUGUUAAGGGAGCUUGGCAGACUUUGCUUACAUGGUGGAGAGGUCACAAACAUGAAGACGAUCAAAGAAUAUGUCAUACCAGCGAACUUCAUGCAGACAGUCGAUGCAGUGAAACACACAGCACAAGGCAAUAAAGGUAAUUCCAAAUCGCUUCCUCUGAAACUUGGACACAGCCUCAAGAGGAUGUCUAUGCUCCUGGAGAGUGAUGCAAUCAUUAAAGGAGACAAGGAUGGCGCAGAAGAAGCUCGAGCCUUUCGAAAUCUGUAUGAUGCAAAAUGGCACGAGCUUGUGUCAGUCACAUCUUUGAAGAGCCUCAAUGAGUCCAAGUGGAACGCCCCCCAGCUGCUGCCUUUCACAGCAGAUGUGCAGAAGUUGCACAAUUACCUGGAUGAGAAGCAACAGCAGUACCAACAUGAUUUAGAAUCUGAGGCGUCAUCGCACAACUGGGCCACCCUGGCAAAGGUGACUCUCGCACAGGUUAUCUUAUUCAACCGGCGUAGAGAAGGUGAGGUGUCCAAAAUGUCCCUUUCUGCAUUCACAUCAAGAGACACAUCAGCACCUCACGAAGACGUCAACCUCGCUCUCUCUGAGCUCGCGAAAAAAAAAUCUGCCAUCAUUUUACCAGAAUAGAAAUGAGAGGAAAGCGAGGUAGGAAAGUUGCUAUCCUCCUAAGCCCAGUGAUGUAUGAAGCACUCAACAUGCUACAUCAAAAGAGAAAGGAGUGUGGCGUCCUCAAAGAAAACGCAUAUGUGUUUGCCAGACCAGGAGUGAUGUCGCACUACAGAGGGUCAGAUUGCAUCCGCCAGUUUGUCCAACUCUGUGAUGUCAAGAAUCCUCUCACUCACCUCAACAAGACUGAGGAAGCACAUGGCUACCUUAUCUAAAGUACUAAACCUUCAGGAGACAGAGCUUGACCAGCUGGCGGAUUUCAUGGGCCACGAUAUUAGAGUGCAUCGGCAGUUCUAUCGGUUACCAGAGGGCACCCUUCAACUGGUCAAGAUCAGUAAAAUUCUGAUGGCCAUGGAGCAGGGCCGCCUUGCAGACUUUCAAGGCAAGAGCCUUGAGGAGAUCAACAUUGAUCCGACUGAAACAAUCCAGUUGGACAAGCAUACGGAGUCUGAAGAUGACCUUACAGAUGAGGUGUAUGAACAAGACAUGGAAGUUUCUGAUGUCAGUCUGGCACGAAGCAUGGAGCAGAAACGAAGUGGGUCUCCACAAGAAAAUGAAGGGGAGAGUAAUUCCGAUGGAGACGACAUCCCUGUCCAAAAGAAAAAGUCCAAGACCAUUUGCAAGCCACAGAAGAAGAGGCCCUGGGAAACUGAGGAGACAAAUGCCGUUGAAAAGCACAUGAGGAACUUCAUUUUGACCUGCAAUGUUCCAAGAAAGGAAGACUGUGAUAAGUGCCUUAAAUCAGAGCCAGAAGCACUAACAAAUAGAGACUGGAAGGCACUCAAAUUCUACAUCAAAAAUAGAAUUACUGCACUGAAAAGGAAAAUGUAAAACAUUUCAGUUUUCAUCAGGUACAAUAGAGAGAAAUGGGGGAGAGGGGGACAGGAGAUAGAGUGAGGGGGGG